This is a messenger RNA of Aspergillus clavatus NRRL 1, 1260 nucleotides long. Its product is annotated as putative protein kinase. The transcript has 5 exons. The record is from RefSeq and is a predicted model, not a curated record. Gene Ontology annotation, biological process: protein phosphorylation. Gene Ontology annotation, molecular function: ATP binding; protein kinase activity. Bases 1 to 1260 code for a protein of 419 amino acids. NCBI's taxonomy places the organism in Eukaryota, Fungi, Ascomycota, Eurotiomycetes, Eurotiales, Aspergillaceae.
AUGCCUUCUCCCGGGCCACCUUUACCACCCGGCAUACUCGUGGAUGAAGAGAUCUCGCCAGUAUACGAUUCCAGGUACUUCUACCCUGCGAAGCCUGGAGAGGUACUCGCCGAUCGUUACAAAACCUUGGUCAAGGUUGGCUGGGGCGUGUCUUCAACAGUGUGGCUCGCGCGUGAUCUGCAAGGGCAUGUCAAAGAGCCAGAGAGUGUCGUGGCACUGAAAAUCGUUAAUAAUAAUGCGAGCUCCGCUGGUCAUGAGCGCGAAGUUGAAGAGCAUAUUUCCACGGCAGACCCAUCACAUCGGGGUCGGUCACUUAUCCGAACAUCACUAGACUCUUUUGAAGUUAAAGGUCCAGAAGGUUCGUAUCCAUGUCUUGUGUAUCCGCCUAUGAGGGAGCCGUUGUCGAUGUAUCAGCAGCGCUUUGACGACAGAAAGAUGCCACUGCCCCUCAUCAAAACAUACAUUCGUGCUCUUCUUACAGGGCUUGAUUAUCUGCAUAAAGUGUGCAGGACUGUUCAUACAGAUAUAAAGCUUGAGAACAUCAUGGUCUCAUUCGAGGAUCCAACCGUGCUUGCUGAUUUCAUGGAUUCUCAGCUUGCAAAACCGAUGGCUUUCAAGAUUGAUUCAGUGGGGCGACCAGUGUAUCAAUCCCAUAAUGACUUUGGCCCACUCAAAAGCCUGAGAAGUAUACCACAGCUUGUCGACUUUGGCUUAGCAACCAGACUCGAGGAAGACGACGACUGGGGCGUUUGGCCUAUUCAGCCAGACCACUAUCGGGCACCAGAGGUGAUACUGGGUAAUGGAUGGCAAAUGCCUGCAGAUAUUUGGAAUCUUGGUGUUCUGUUGUGGGAUAUGAUCGAAGGCAAAGAGCUAUUUCGGCAUAUUCAUGAUCAAGAAGGUCGCUACGAUGCUAAACUACACAUCGCCGAAAUGAUAGCCUUACUCGGUCCACCUCCUCCAGAGGUCAUACAAAGGUAUCAAUAUAUGCGAGAGUACUCGUGGCCGAAACCUGUCAGACGAGAAGACGGCAGAGUAUGCGAGACCGCAGAGGAGUACUUCUGUGGGCCAUUCUUUGACGAAAAAGGUCGCUUCCUCUAUGAAGACCUGAUUCCCAACCGCAAACUAGGCGACACAGCUUCAUUCCUUGAGGGAGAGGAGAAGGACGCGUUUUUGAACCUCACCAAGGCAAUGCUUGUCUGGCACCCAGAUACGAGAAAAACGGCAGGCGAACUGGCUGGGCACCCUUUUCUUCAACCAUAA